AUGCGGCGCCGGGUGGUCUCGGCUCCGGGGAAGGUGAUCCUGCACGGGGAGCACGCCGUCGUCCACGGCAAGGUGAGCGGGGGGGGGGCGGAUCGGGGCCUCGCCUCAGGCCGAGCCGCCGAGCGGGCCGGGGCGAGGCGGACAAGGCGGCGGGAGGAGCGCGCCUCCGAGGGCUGCCCCAAGGGAGACCUCGCCCGCCUGCACCGCCUUCGGGGUCUUUCUCUUAUCCCCUUGGGCCCGCUUUCCCGCCUGCUCUUGCGCUGUCUUCGCGGCGCUCUUUUCCAGGUCUGCUCAAAACCCUGCCCGGAUAUGCAGAAUGUUGGUGUGUGUCUUCACUUAUCAUUGAUUUUAACUAUUUUUGAAUGUUUUAAAUAGUUGUUUUAAACUGUUUUUACUGAUGAUAAUUCUAUUUCUCGUUCCUUUUAUAAACUGCUUUGUUUAUUUUUAUUUUUUACAAACAAGUGGUAUGUAAAUUUUAUGAAAUAAAUAAAAAGUAAGCAAUGGCUAUAUUGCAAAGCCUAAUUUGGCUUGGGACCUCAGCUAGCUGCCGGGACUCCAAAGUCUUCAUCCGAGGCUCUGCUCAAGUGCCCCCUUCAAGAGGGAGUUUCAGGGGGGGCGACAAGGGGGAAGCGGUUGCAGUCGCCCAUUUCUGCUGCACCCGCCCAAGCAAGCUCUGCUGGCACUGACUCUCCUACCUUUUUGGCAGCAGGUUAAGACUUCCUCUAUUCCCAGGCAUUUGGUGGGCUAUUGAUUUUUGCCAUUUUUGCAACCGGCCCUUUGUGUUGUUGAUUUUUCAGGGCUUUAUGUGAGGGUUUAAGUAUUGGACAGUCUUAAGUUUUAUUUUGUGUGUGUUUUUAUACUACUUAUAAAUUCUGAAACAGCAUUGUAGGAGGCAUUUUAAUAUAACAAAUAAUACAAACAGUGCACAGAAUAAAAGCAAUCCCAGAGGAGUGAUGUAUAAAAACAGCAUAACAUGAUUGGCUGGGGAUGAAUUCAGAUUUAGGUUGCCCAUCAAAACCCCAUCCACUAGAGAGGAAGCCCCAUUGAAUUAAAUAGGAUUUACUUCUGAGAAGAUGUAGUUAGGAUUGCCCAACAGAAAACCUGAAAAACAAGAAGGCCUUUGCCCAGUGCUGAAAAGACAUGGAAGGAGGUGUGAGCCAAGUCUCUUCAGGGAAUAUGUCGCAUGAUGUGAGGCACUCCACAAACAGGCUCAGAUGAAGAUCUUCAACUCCAUUUCCCAACAUGUUAUGAUGAUUGAUAAUUAUUAUUUAAUGAAUGUCUACCCCGCCCUUCCUCCCCAAGGAGUCCAGGGCGGCAAACAGGUACACAAUUUAAAAACAAAAAGCAGAAACAUUCUAAAAAUAUAUUUUUAAAAUUACAAUAAAGAAUGCCUAAAAGCAGUUACAGUUUAUUUAUUUCAUAACAUUUACAUGCCAUUUGCUUAUUAAAAGAAAAAAUCUCAAACCAGUUAAAAUCAGAAUUGUAGAGUUGGAAGGGAUCCCUAAGGGUCAUCUAGUCCAAGCCCCUGCAAUGCAGGAAUCUUGACUAAAGCAUCCAUGACAGAUGGCCAGCCAACCCCUGUUUAAAAACCUCCAAGGAAGGAGAGUCCAGCAGACGUCUGGUGGAGCGCGAUUCUGCCGCAAACGGGGAUUUCUCUGAGAGAGGAUCCCGUGCUAUUUCGGAGAGAAAAGGGCGCUACAGGGUGCAGUAGCCCCUUAAAAAACCUCUGGUGGGUGUCCAGAGUGUCAGGUUCCCAGCGGUGCCAGAAGCUAUCUGCCCGGCCGUCAGGUAACUCCAAAAAGGAGCGAAGAGAACGGCGGAGCGGGAUAGCGGGCUAAGGGAAGCCAUUAUCUAGCUCUGAAUAGCGAAGCCCCGAGCUUGCAAGUAAAGCGCUUCGCUCUCAAAUUCAAGAAAUUCGGCUCCAAAUUAAUACAAGCGGAAAGAUUUUGUCUUAAGAAAGGAUCUGAAAGACAGAAAGAUAACUGCGGAGUUCAGCUGUCAUCUGGAAUCAGCUCAGACGCAGCGCUACGCGCAGAGCGGCAAAAUCGAAAGUGAGUUGCCGCUAGCGGCUAUUGUUUCUUUCUCUCUAUCAACUUUUCUAAAGUAACUCUUCAAGAAGUUACAAAGUACUAAAUGGUUAUCAAGUUUAAGAGGGAACAGAAAGCUAAUAGGUGAAAAUAGAGGUUUUCGAUGUAACGGAGGAGAAAAUAGAGGGAAAAUGCUUUUCUACUUUCAUUUUUAAAGAACAAAGAACUGCAGACGGAAGUGGAGUUCGACUCCAUUGUAAAACUUUAAAAGAACAUAGUUGGGACAGAGAUCAUAGAAUCAUAGAGUUGGAAGAGACCACAAGGGCCAUCGAGUCCAACCCCCUGCCAAGCAGGAAACACCAUCAGAGCACUCCUGACAUAUGGUUGUCAAGCCUCUGCUUAAAGACCGCCAAAGAAGGAGACUCCACCACACUCCUUGGCAGCAAAUUCCACUGUCAAACAGCUCUUACUGUCAGGAAGUUCUUCCUAAUGUUUAGGUGGAAUCUUCUUUCUUGUAGUUUGGAUCCAUUGCUCCGUGUCCGCUUCUCUGGAGCAGCAGAAAACAACCUUUCUCCCUCCUCUAUGUGACAUCCUUUUAUAUAUUUGAACAUGGCUAUCAUAUCACCCCUUAACCUCCUCUUCUCCAGGCUAAACAUGCCCAGCUCCCUUAGCCGUUCCUCAUAAGGCAUCGUUUCCAGGCCUUUGACCAUUUUGGUUGCCCUCCUCUGGACACGUUCCAGUUUGUCAGUGUCCUUCUUGAACUGUGGUGCCCAGAACUGGACACAGUACUCCAGGUGAGGUCUGACCAGAGCAGAAUACAGUGGCACUAUUACUUCCCUUGAUCUACAUGCUAUACUCCUAUUGAUGCAGCCCAGAAUUGCAUUGGCUUUUUAGCUGCCGCGUCACACUGUUGGCUCAUGUCAAGUUUGUGGUCAACCAAGACUCCUAGAUCCUUUUCACAUGUACUGCUCUCAAGCCAGGUGUCCCCCAUCUUGUAUUUGUGCCUCUCAUUUUUUUUGCCCAAGUGCAAUACUUUACAGUUCUCCCUGUUAAAAUUCAUCUUGUUUGUUUUGGCCCAGUUCUCUAAUCUGUCAAGGUCGUUUUGAAGUGUGAUCCUGUCCUCUGGGGUGUUAGCCACCCCUCCCAAUUUGGUGUCAUCUGCAAAUUUGAUCAGGAUGCCCUUGAGUCCAUCAUCCAAGUCGUUGAUAAAGAUGUUGAAUAAGACCGGGCCCAAGACAGAACCCUGUGGCACCCCACUAGUCACUCUUCUCCAGGAUGAAGAGGAACCAUUGAUGAGCACCCUUUGGGUUCGGUCAGUCAGCCAGUUACAAAUCCAGAUCAAAUAUCUUUCGAGACCGGCUUUUUUUCUUACUUGAUUUUUGUGGGUCUUUAACUGCAAAAAGGAAGAUUGACAACCCAGCCACCCAAGGUCGUAUUAUAAAUAUUUUUAAGUAAUUGGGACUUUAUUUACUAUGCCACGUUAAACUGGAUUUAGGACCUCUAGUGGACGGAAUGAGAUAGAACAACUUGUUUUUCUUGCCUCUCUUCUGUUGUCAUAUUAGUGGAUGGGACUUUAUAUGGAAAAAACUACGCUUCUUCCUCUUUUUUCUGUUAUUUAGUGAACUUUCCUCUGGGAAUUUUUACAGGAGUUUGGAUAUAAUUUUUGAAAAAUGGACUAAAUAGUGUUCUAAUCUUCGAAUCCUCUCUUCUAUGGAACUGUGAUUUUUUGCAUAUUUCCAUUUUCUGGAUUAAUUUUGAUUUUAAGUUCCUACCUCUGGUUGAAUGCCUGUGGAGUAUUUGGAUUAAUUUUGGUUUUGGUUUUGAUUUUUUGGAAUAGGUUUGAAAGCUUUUGCUUUUUAAUUUUUAACUUUGGGUGGUAGAAUUGGAAUAUCAAAUUUGGAAUACUAGACUUGGUUAUCAAGAAGCAAGCCUUAUUGGAGGAUUAGCCUAAUUGGUGGCAGAAGAUUGGUCAACUUUGGUCUUUGCUUCAAUCCUAUUUCUCAUUAACUCUUCAUUUGUUUUAAUACGUCACCAAUGGUUCUAUUAUUGAUUUCUAAUUAACCGAUAAUACGAUUCUUAGAAAACACUGUAUUAUACAUUAUAAAUUACAAGUUUGAAAUUGGUUAAAAUUUUAGAAAAAGUAGAAAAUUAGAAAAGUAGAUUUGAUAUUUAUUUAAAUUCAGGCUAUUGUUGUAUUAGGAGGUAUUUGGGGACAGUUGUUUGAUUUAUUUACUUUGCGAUAUCGGGGGCCUAAAAAGUGGGUGUGGGGAAAAUUUCUGUUUGAUACCCAUUUUUUUAAGAUGUCAUUCCCGCCGAAGAAAGGGGUUGAUGGGGGGACGCCAACAGAAAGGAAAGGCUCUAAACAAGAAUCGGACUUUAAGGCAGAAAUUUUGAGAAUGUUUGCAGAAUUUAAACAAAGUGAAAAGAAUUUAGAAUCAAAAUUAGAACAAGUUGACAAUAAGAUUGGGAAAAUGGAUAAAAAAAUUGAUGAAACAGUUAAUGAACUGAAAGGACAAAUAAAAGACGUAACUAAGAGGACACAAUCUUUAGAGGAAGGACUGAAGAAGACAAAAUUGGAAAUGAAAGAAGUCAGACGAGAGGAAGAGAAGAUUAAAGUGGAGAUGUAGGAAUUAAAUAGAUCACAAGAGGAAAUCAAAGAUUUGAUUGCUAUGAAUGAAUUGAGACAGAGGGAAGUCAAUCUGAGAUUUAGAUCUGUGCCGGAGACACAAGGUGAAAAUAUCAGAGAGAAAUUAAUAACGGAAAUUGCACAAUGGAUGGAGGUUCCAAUUGAAGAUGUUGCAAAAACAGUACAAAGUGCAUUCAGAAUGAGAGUAAGAACACCUAAAGCAAGAAAAUUUCCUGGAGACUGCCUAAUCACCUUCAAAGACAGAGAAAUGAGGAAUUUGAUACUACUAAAGAAUAGAGAGAAGAGACUUAAUAUAGAUGGGGAUUACAUAAUUACUUUUAAAGACAUCCCAAUUAGACUGUUGAAACGAAGAGACCCAUAUAAACCAUUGGUACAGAAUUUGAAGAAAAAUAAAAUUGAACUCAGAUGGGAAUUUCCAGAAGGAAUCUCUUUUGCCUAUAGAGGGAAAAGGCACAGAUUGACGAAUCCAGAAGAUACAGGAAAAUUUCUGAGGAAGUAUAAGGAACUAAGAACAGAAGAGGAAGAAGCUAAAGGCGCAGAAGGAGGAUUGGAAUUGGAGGAAGAAGAAGAAGGGAACGGAAAGAAGACAGAAGAGGAAGAAGAAGAAGAGGUAGAAGAAGUAGAUAGGUUAUAGGAAAGUUAAACAAAUUUACGGUAUUUUUCACUCUAUAAGACGCACCAGACCACAAGACGCACCUAGUUUUUGGAGGAGUAAAACAAGAAAAAAAUUAUUCUGAAUCUCAGAAGCCAGAACAGCAAGAGGGAUCACCGCACAGUGAAAGCAGCAAUCCCUCUUGCUGUUCUGGCUUCUGGGAUAGCUGCGCAGCCUGCAUUUGCUCCAUAAGACACACACACAUUUCCCCUUACUUUUUAGGAGGGAAAAAGUGAGUCUUAUAGAGCAAAAGAUACAGUAUUUAAUUAGAAACCAUCAUGGCGCUAAAGUUAUGGAAUUGGAAUAUUAAUGGGAUGAACGAGGAAAAAAAACAGAAUAAAAUUGAACAAUUGAAAAUUGAAAAUUGAACAGAAAAAUCUGGACAUCAUAUGUUUACAAGAAACACACGUGGCAAGAAAGCACAGAAAAAUUCUGAUUAACAAAAGAUUAGGAAAUGAAUUUAUAUCUUCGGAUAAAGAGAAAAAAAGAGGGGUUGUUUUAUAUAUUAAAAAUAAAAUUGAAUCGCAACAAAUCUUUAAAGAUGAAGAAGGAAGAAUUAUAGCAGUCCGGAUCAAAUGGCAAGGGGAAAAUUUGAUAAUUGUCGGGAUUACGCACCUAAUGGAAACAAGACUGACUUCUACAAAACUUUGGAAGAAAAACUGUUUGAAUUUAUGGAUCAGAAAAUUAUAAUAAUGGGAGAUAUGAAUGGGGUAGUCUCACUGGAAAUGGACAGAUUAAGAGAUGGAACAUCUAAAGAAGGAAAACUACCUAAGUCUUUCUUUUCAAUGAUUAAGAACUGUAACUUGAUCGAUAUUUGGAGACUUAGACAUCCAUUGGAGAAACAAUUCACAUAUUUUUCUGAACCGAAUCAAUCAAUGUCAAGAAUAGAUCAAAUAUGGGUCUCGAACGAACUGACUCCAAGAAUCCUACAAGUUGAAAUACAAUCUAAAGUAAUUUCAGAUCACAAUCCAAUAAAAAUGGAACUAAAAGGCUUUGAAGAAAGAACAUUCACAUGGAAAAUUAAUGAACAUCUUCUGGACGACCAGAAAAUCGUAGGAAAAGCACAAAAGAAACUAACUGAAUACUUUGUUGAUAACUGUAAUAAGGGUACAAAGAUGAGUGUAGUAUGGGACGCAAGCAAGGCUGUGAUGCGUGGCUUUUUUAUCCAGCAGAAUUCAUUGAAGAAUAAAAACAGAGAAAAAGGGAAAAAGGAAAUUUUAAAGCAGAUAAUGGACAAUGAACAAAAGCUAAUUAGAAAGCCAAAUAACUCUAAAAUAAAACAAGAAAUCAAGACUUUGCAAUCACAAUUUGCAAUGAUAAUAAACAAGGAAGUGGAAUGGAAUAUUAAAAAGUUAAGACAGAGAAACUUUGAGUUUGCUAACAAAUCAGGCAAAUGGCUUGCGUGGCAAAUCAAAAAAAGAAAGGAGCAGAAUACAAUCAAUAGAAUCACUGUGAAUGGCGAAGAGACAGAAAAUCCGAAAGAAAUUAGAAAAGGAUUCUUGGACUUUUACAGACAGUUAUAUAAAAACAAAGAAAGGAAUAACAUGAGGAAAAUUGAGAGAUUUUUAAAAGGGAAAAAGCUGCAAAAGAUCCCGGCAGACAAAAAAGACCAACUGAAUGCCCUAAUAGAAACGGAUGAGAUUAAAGAGGUUAUAAAGGAAUUGAAGAGGGAAAAGGCCCCAGGACCAGAUGGAUUUACAUCAGGUUAUUAGAAAGAGCUAAAAGAUGUUCUGAUGAUACCCUUAAAAGAAGUUAUGAACAAUAUUCUAAAGGAAAGAGACAUCCCGGAAACAUGGAAAGAAGCAUUUAUUACACUUAUCCCAAAACAAGAUUCAGAUUUAAACCAAGUUAAUAACUAUAGGCCUAUUUCAUUGUUGAAUACAGACUACAAAUUUUUUGCAGGGAUUCUAGCAAGAAGAAUGAAAAAGAUAUUAUUAGAAACUAUUCAUAAGGAUCAAGCAGGUUUCCUUCCAGGCAGACAGAUGAAGGAUAAUGCAAGGAAUAUAAUUAAUAUUUUGGAAUAUCUGACUGCCAGGAAUGAGAAACAAGCUAUACUUAUGUUUGUGGACGCAGAAAAGACCUUUGAUAACAUAGCAUGGGACUGUUGAGGCAGGUGAUUAGCUAUGGGAGGAGUUUAUCAGAGCUUGCAGGGCAGCAGUUGAAGGAGGAGCAAAAAGGGUUUUCUUGUGUGUGUGUGUGUGUUUCUUUGUGGCUGAUUAGCUGCUCUCCCUGUGCAAAGGUCAGAGGGGGCAGGGUUUCUGUUGAGGCAGGUGAUUAGCUGUGGGAGGAGCUUAUCAGAGCUUGCAGGGCAGUGGCGCGCGCAGUUUGAUCCAUCUUUUAGAUUUAGGGGAGCUAGUCUCAAACGUUUGUUGGGGGAGAUCUAGGUUUUUUUGGGGGGGAGUUAUUUGUCCUGUCUUCACGCUUUUUAUGAUGGAGGACCGUUGUAGCCACCCCCAACGACACGUUCUCAAGAUGAAGGGGGAGGGAACAGCUGCAGUCGCCUGCGGUUCCUGCGCAAUGUUUGCCAUCUUGCCAAAGGUUGCAGGCAGCUUUACCUACAGCAAUUGCAUGUUGAUUGCCCUCUUAGAAGACAAAGUCCAGCAACUGGAGGAACGUGUAGCUACGCUCCAAAGAAUUAGAGAGCUGGAGCUCUUCUUGGAAGCAACAGAGCACACCGUCUGCACCAUGGAGGAGACAGGGGACUCCCCUGAGAAGGAGGCUAGUUCACCAACACAGGAGCCAGAUAUAUGGAGAAACGUGACUCAAAGAAGUAGGAGGCCCAGGGUUCGCUCUGAUUGUUUAGAAAUACACAAUCGCUUUGAGGUCCUCUCCCUAGCAUGGAAGACGAAGAGCAGACUCCAUUUGAGGAUCUCUCCUCAUUACAGUCGAUCAGGUAUAUGAAGACGAGCAGCAAAGUCAGUCCUCAGGGAAUGUGCAGGCGACCUUGGAACGGACAGCUCACGGAAGAACCCCGACCAAACCUAAGAGGAGGCGUGUAGUGGUGAUAGGGGAUUCCCUACUGAGGGGAACAGAAGCAGUGAUCUGUGGUCCUGACAAGAUGUCUCGGGAAGUGUGCUGUCUCCCGGGCUAAGAUCCAAGAUGUAACUGAACGACUGCAAGGAAUCAUAAAACCCACUGACAAAUACCCCUUCCUCUUGGUUCAUGUGGGAACCAAUGACACUGCAAGCAAUAGCCUCCAGAAGAUCAAAAGAGACUACGAGGCUCUGGGCAGGAAAUUGAAGCAAUUAAAUGCACAAAUUGUCAUCUCAUCCGUCCUCCCAGUUGAACGACGUGGCCCAGGGAGAGAGGGAAAAUAGUGGAAGUGAACAGCUGGCUUCGCAAAUGGUGUAAACAGGAACGGUUUGGAUUCUUAGAUCACGGACUGCAGUUUCUUGAAGAUGGACUUCUGGCAAGCGAUGGGCUGCACCUCACAACGGUUGGGAGGAAUGUUUUUGCCAAAAAUCUCAGAAACCUCAUCAGGAGGGCUUUAAACUGACUAAUGUGGGGGAGGGAGACAGUGCUCCUGAAGGUAGGAGUCUAUCAAUUGAUGAAGAUGAUCAUCCAAAUGUCAUAGACCAAAUGGAGCAAACAGCACGCAGAUCUAGUGGUGGGAGGAAAAAAUCCUUAAAUAAGAGACACGGGGGAAUGAUUAAUGGACUUCAAUGUCUGUACACUAAUGCGCAAAGCAUGGGAAAUAAACAAGAUGAGCUUGAGCUCUUGGUACAGCAAACUAAAUAUGACAUAAUAGGCAUCACUGAAACCUGGUGGGAUAAGUCCCACGAUUGGAAUGUUAAUAAUGGAGGGAUACUAUCUAUUUCAGAGAAACAUACCAGACAAGAAAGGAGGAGGAGUGGCGUUAUAUGUCAGGGAUGUGUAUACCUGUGAAGAGAUCCAAGAUUUAGAACCUCAAAGCCAAAGUGAGAGCAUUUGGGUCAAAAUUAAGGGAGAGAAGAAUAACAGUGACCUCAUUGUGGGAGUUUACUAUAGAUCCCCAAGCCAAACGGAGGACAUAGAUGAUGCCUUCCUGGAACAGAUGGCCAAGCAUGCAAAAAGAAGGGAGAUAGUAGUAAUGGGGACUUCAAUUACCCGGAUAUUUGUUGGAUGUCAAACUCAGCCAAGAGCAUAAGGUCAAACAGAUUCCUCACUGGCCUUGCAGACAACUUCAUUGUCCAGAAAGUGGGAGAAGCAACAAGAGGAACAGCCAUUUUAGAUCUGGUCCUAACCAAUGUUGAUGACCUGGUUAGUGGGGUAGAAGUGGAAGGAUCAUUAGGCGCGAGUGAUCAUGCUCUUCUGAAGUUUACUAUACAGCGGAAAGGAGCAGCCAAGCAUACUAGGACUCAAUUUCUUGACUUUAAGAAAGCCGACUUCAUAAAACUUAGGGAAGUGCUGGGCAGUCCCAUGGACAGUAAUACUAAAAGGAAAGGGAGUUCAUGAUGGCUGGGAGUUUGUUAAGAGGGAGAUAGUAAAAGCACAACUUCAGGCAAUACCAAUGAGACGGAAACAUGGAAGGUACCUAAAGAAGCCAGGGUGGCUAUCUAAAGAACUUUUAACUGAGUUAAGAUUAAAAAAGGAUGUGUACAAAAAAUGGAAAAGGGGGGAAACUACCAAAGAGGAAUUCAAACAAAUAGCCAGCACGUGUAGACACAAAGUCAGAAAAGCUAAAGCACAGAAUGAACUCAGGCUUGCUAGAGAGGUUAAAAGCAAAAAGUCAGAAAAGCUAAAGCACAGAAUGAACUCAGGCUUGCUAGAAAGGCUUUUAUGGGUAUGUUUGUAGCAAAAGGAAGAACAAAGAAACAGUGGGGUCACUCAGAGGAGAAGAUGGUGAAAUGCAAACAGGGGACACGGAAAGGGCUGAACUCCUCAAUGCCUUCUUUGCCUCAGUCUUCUCCGAUAAAGAAAACAAUGCCCGACCUGAAGAAUUUGAAGCAAAUGAUUCAGCAAAGGAAACACAGCCCAGAAUAACUAAGGAGAUAGUACAAGAAUACUUGUACUAGUUUAGAUGUAUUCAAGUCUCCAGGGCCAGAUGAACUGCAUCCAAGAGUAUUAAAAGAACUGGCAGAUGUGAUCUCAGAACCACUGGCAGUCAUCUUUGAGAAUUCCUGGAGAACAGGCGAAGUCCCGGCAGACUGGAGGAGGGCAAAUGUUGUCCCUAUUUUCAAAAAGGGGAAAAGAGAGGACCCAAAUAAUUACCGCCCAGUCAGUCUGACAUCAAUACCAGGGAAGAUUCUGCAGCAGAUCAUUAAGCAAACAGUCUGUGAGCACCUAGAAAGGAAUGCUGUGAUCACCAAUAGUCAGCAUGGAUUUCUGAAAAAUAAGUCAUGUCAGACUAACCUGAUCUCGUUUUUUUGACACAAUUACAAGCCUGGUAGAUGAAGGGAACACAGUGGAUGUAGCCUACCUUGAUUUCAGCAAGGCAUUUGACAAGGUGCCCCAUGAUAUUCUUGUAAAGAAGCUGGUAAAAUGCGGUCUUGACUAUGCUACCACUCAGUGGAUUUGUAACUGGCUGACUGACCGAACCCAAAGGGUGCUCAUCAAUGGUUCCUCUUCAUCCUGGAGAAGAGUGACUAGUGGGGUGCCACAGGGUUCUGUCUUGGGCCCGGUCUUAUUCAACAUCUUUAUCAACGACUUGGAUGAUGGACUCAAAGGCAUCCUGAUCAAAUUUGCAGAUGACACCAAACUGGGAGGGUGGCUAACACCCCAGAGGACAGGAUCACACUUCAAAACGACCUUGACAGAUUAGAGAACUGGGCCAAAACAAACAAGAUGAAUUUUAACAGGGAGAAAUGUAAAGUAUUGCACUUGGGCAAAAAAAAUGAGAGGCACAAAUACAAGAUGGGUGACACCUGGCUUGAGAGCAGUACAUGUGAAAAGGAUCUAGGAGUCUUGGUUGACCACAAACUUGACAUGAGCCAACAGUGUGACGCGGCAGCUAAAAAAGCCAAUGCAAUUCUGGGCUGCAUCAAUAGGAGUAUAGCAUGUAGAUCAAGGGAAGUAAUAGUGCCACUGUAUUCUGCUCUGGUCAGACCUCACCUGGAGUACUGUGUCCAGUUCUGGGCACCACAGUUCAAGAAGGACACUGACAAACUGGAACGUGUCUACAGGAGGGCAACCAAAAUGGUCAAAGGCCUGGAAACGAUGCCUUAUGAGGAACGGCUAAGGGAGCUGGGCAUGUUUAGCCUGGAGAAGAGGAGGUUAAGGGGUGAUAUGAUAGCCAUGUUCAAAUAUAUAAAAGGAUGUCACAUGGAGGAAGGAGAAAGGUUGUUUUCUGCUGCUCCAGAGAAGCGGACACGGAGCAAUGGAUCCAAACUAUAAGAAAGAAGAUUCCACCUAAACAUUAGGAAGAACUUCCUGACAGUAAGAGCUGUUCGACAGUGGAAUUUGCUGCCAAGGAGUGUGGUGGAGUCUCCUUCUUUGGAGGUCUUUAAGCAGAGGCUUGACAACCAUAUGUCAGGAGUGCUCUGAUGGUGUUUCCUGCUUGGCAGGGGGUUGGACUCGAUGGCCCUUGUGGUCUCUUCCAGCUCUAUGAUUCUAUGAUUCUAUGAUUUAUGUUGAAAAAUCUGGAGUGUAUGGAAGUGGGAAAAGAGUUUUUUAAUGGGAUAAAGGCAAUAUAUACAGAACAGAUUCUGUUCUGUAUAUAGCUAAGUUGAUUGUAAAUAAUGUGACUACGGAAGAUAUUAAAAUAUCUAAAGGAACUAGGCAGGGAUGUCCGCUUUCGCCAUUGCUGUUUAUAACGGUCUUGGAGGUCUUUCUUAAUGCGAUCAGACAAAAUAAAUUAAUAAAAGGGAUAACAGAAUGAAUAUAAAGUUAAAGCCUUUGCAGACGAUCUGGUAAUAACGAUUGAAGAACCAAUAGAAAGUGCAAAAGAAGUAUUAGAGGAGAUUGAACAAUUUGGGAAGGUGGCAGGGUUCAAAUUAAAUAAGAAGAAAACUAAAAUAAUUGCAAAAAAUAUGAAGCAAAGUAUGAUAGAAAUAAUGCAACAACAAACAGAGAUAGAGGUGGUGAAAAAGGUAAAAUAUUUAGGAAUUUGGUUAACUCCUAAAAAUAUUGAUUUGUUUCAGAACAAUUACAUACCAGUUUGGAACGGAAUAAGGAAAGAUCUGGAGGUGUGGGGUAGAAUGAAACUAUCUUUUUGGGGUAGAAUUUCUACGAUAAAGAUGAGCGUUCUUUCAAAGAUGUUAUUUUUAUUUCAGACUAUCCCCAUAAUAAAGGGGGUAAUGAUUUUUAAAGAGUGGCAAAGAACGAUUUCAAGGUAUAUCUGGCAGGGCUAAAAGCCGAGAAUUAAAUUUCAGCUAUUAACAGAUAAGAAGGAAAGAGGAGGCUUUGCCCUGCCAGACUUGAAGUUAUAUUACGAAGCAGCAUGUCUUUGCUGGUUGAAAGAAUGGAUAAAACUAGAAAAUAAAGAAUUACUUGACUUAGAAGGUUUUGAUAACAGAUUUGUACUUAUGUUUUGGGAAGAAGAAAAUUCAUAAAGGCUUUGGGAACCACAUCUUCCGGAGUGCGUUAAUAGAAAUAUGGGAUAGGUAUAAAAACCUAUUAGAACCAAGAGUUCCACACUGGUUAUCUCCGUUAGAAGUUAUGAGUGUAAAGAAAAUUAAUAUGAGAGGUAAAUGGAUUACAUAUGGUGAAUUGAUAAUUAAAGAAGGAGGAAAAUGGAAAUUAAAACCAUAUGGUUUUAUAUGCAACCAAUCAUAAACAUAAACUUUAACUAAUUCAUAUGAAGAGUAUGUUUAUGAUUGGUUGCAUUAUUUUCAGGUUAAUGAAAUGUUUUAAAAAGAUUUUAAAGAAUGUGGUUAUGCAGAAAAAGUUUCAAAUCGAUAUAAUAAACAACGAUUGUAAAAUUCUGUCUUAAAUGUAUAAGAUAUUGUUGGAAUGGCAUAUGAAAGAUGAAGAAGUUAAGUCGGUAUUGAUACAAUGGGCCAGGGACUUCGGUUAUAAUAUACAAUUUGAUGAUUGGGAAAAACUAUGGAAAGAAAACUUAAAAUUUACUGCAUGUAUGGCAUUAAAGGAAAACGUGUUGAAAAUGUUUUAUAGAUGGUAUAUAACACCAGUAAAAUUGGCAAAAACGUUUAAGACGUCUAAUAAGUGUUGGAAAUGCAAAGAAAAAGAAGGAACGUUUUAUCAUAUGUGGUAGGAUUGUAAGAAAGUCAAAAGUUUCUGGGAGAUGAUAUAUAAUGAGUUGAAAAAGAUGUUAAAAUACACAUUUGUAAAGAAACCAGAGGCUUUUCUUUUAGGGAUUACAGGAAACGAGAUAAGAAGAAAAGACUGUAAACUCUUUCAACAUGCAGUUACAGCUGCAAGGAUUUUACUGGCCCAGAAAUGGAAACCAGAGGAAAUACCGACGAUUGAAGAUUGGAGAGUGAAACUGACAGACUAUGCAGAAUUGGAUAAGCUAACUGGGAAAAUUAGAUAUCUUAAGGACCAAAAGUUCAUUGAAGACGGGGAAAUUUGUAGAAUAUCUGAAAAUACAUGUGAUGUGCAAACAACGUUAGUGGGAUUUAAAGAAGCACUGUGAAAUUUGAGAUGUAUUGUCAAAAAUAAUAGAUGUGGGAGGGAAGACCAAUAACAAUACUAAGGAGAAGGAAUGCGUAAUUAAGAGGUAAAGAUGGAUGAUUGUCAAAGAAGCUGAAGGAAGUCCAAAAGAGAGAAUUUGUUUGUUAAAAAUUGGAUAAAAUUGUAUAUUUGUGUUGUAAAACAAUAAAAAUUAUUAUAUUAAAAAAGGAAGGAGAGUCCAGCACCUUCCUUCAUGCUUCCAUCCAAAGAUCUCGAGAAUUCUUCAGCCAUCAAAUGCCCAAGUAAAGAAAAAUGUUUCCAAAUUCCUCCUUAAAGCUAAUAAUGGUGGGCAUUCCACAGUCAGGGAGCCACUACUGGAAAGGCCCUGUAAAACGAAGAAGCUUAUUAUGGCACCAGCUUUUCUGGACUACAGUCCACUUCAUCAGAGGCAUGGAGUGUUUUCCUGAGCUGCAGGGGUAUGUUUGUGUGUAGAUUAGUGAAGCUGGGAGGAAAUAAAAUGCAGAAAAGUGCAGACAGUGAUAAUUAGGCUAUUAACAUUCACAAGACCACGGUGAUAACGUAUUGGUAGGUCAGUUAACACACCUUAGAGUUGGUGAGGUGGACCUUGGUCCACAAAAACUUCUGCCAUAGCAAAACUGCUUGUUUUUAAGGCACCACAAGACACAUUUAUUUCUCCUGCGCAAGUCUAGCAUGACUACCCCACUGGGAAUUGUAACAUUGUGGGGAACGUUAAUAUUUAUUUUUUUGCAAGAGUUAAAUCCAUAUUGAGAGUGGUUGUUUCUUUUUCUCCCUGUACCCGCAAAAUGCACUUGGCAAUGUUUCCUCUCAGGGCGGCGGGGGGGGGGGAGAAACUUUGUCAGCCACAGGUGCACGCUCCCUUCUAGGCAGGCUUGUCCCCUGUCCCCUAACCCAGGCAGGCUUCCGGGGGCCAGUGGUGGGCGGAGCCAGAGGGAAAUGGGUGGAGCAACCCAGGCAACGCUGCCUAGAUUCCACACACUCACACAUCCUCCCCGGGGUCAAGCAAGGGGCCAAGUUGGUCCGAGUUCACAGACCCGUUCCAGCCUGGAAGACACACUCGAGGAAGAGUGCAAACCAGGCCUGGUAAGGGUUGUGUCCUGGGGAGAGUCCCAAGGAGCAGGGGGGCGGGAUCUGGAGGGCACCUGAAGUUCUCUGUGCUGGGGUUUUAGAAAAGGCCUCCCCAUGCCGAUCUCUGUGUGUGGUGCCUUCCCUGUUGAAGGUGUGUGUGACUCCUGCAUAGCAGGGGGUUGGACUAGAUGACCCUCAGAGCCCCUUCCAACUCCACAAUUCUGCAAUUCUAGGUUGCCCUGGCCGUGGCUUUGAACCUGAGGACAUUCCUUCAGAUGACUCUUCGGAAUGAUGGGAAGGUCUUGCUACAUCUGCCAAAUAUUGGGACCAGGUUACACUGGGAAACAUCUGAGCUGGAGCCCUUACUGGCAGCGUUCCCUGGUGAGCACUCUGGAUGCUUGGGGGGUGUUGGGGGGGACUCCUGUUCUUUGCUUCAAUCUGCAGAGAGCCACAGCUGCUUUGGGAGAUCCGUUCCGGGGAGGCCUGAGAUGAGGGUCCCACUGCCCAAUCUCCAGGCAUCCUGUGUGGGCUGCCUGGGGCUGUGAAGCACAGCAGAGGGGCAGGAGCGCAAUGGCAGAGCGUUGACUUUGCACGCAGAAGGUACCAGGCCGAAUCUCCAGGUCAGGCUGGGAAUGUCCCCUGCCCGAAACGCUGUUGCCAGUCCUGCCAGCCCUGAGCUCGAUGGAGCAAGGCUCUGACUUGGGAUGAGAUAGCUUCCUGGGUUCCUGUGGUUGGCCUAGUAAAGGCGUUUCUCUGAUGUCCAUCCUGGCUCUCAAAUUAGCCCCUCUGCCAACCUUAAGACCCUUGAAACAGUACAAUCUAAAUUCUUAAGAUCAUUAUUUGCUACCCCUAAGUGUACACCUAAUGCAGUCUUAAGGCAAGAGGCAGGACUGCCCAGAGUGGAAUUAAAAGUCUGGGAACAAGCAAUAUCCCUCUGGCUGAAAAUCCAUUACAAUCCUAAGGGUCUAUUACCUUGCUUCCUGGCCGCAGUUCCUAUCCUCCUUGGCUUAUGCAAAUAACUAACAAGAUCAAACAAAUUGGCCUAAACCCUGAAAAUAUUUUUAUUGGAACUCUGAACAAGGCAAAAGCUACUAUUACUCGGAGACUUUAUGAUAUCGAAUUACAACAAGAAGGCGCCCUACUCCCAGAGACGUAUAGAUGUUUAAAAGCUUGGCCUAAUUUUACAGCUGCCCCUUACUUAACCAACAUCACUAGCGAAGCCUAUAGAUGGGCUUUCUCUAGAGCCCGCUUUGAGACAAUGCCCUCAGCAGUGCUGUACGGCAAAUUCACGCGGGUUCCAAUGCAUGCGCGUCUCUGCCCUUGUAUGUCUAAUAAGGUAGAAUCUGUCACACACAUUCUUCUAUCUUGCGAAUUCUAUAGUGAAGAACGAGCUCAACUUAUUUUACCGCUUCUAUCAAAAUUUAUACCCCUUCAAUAUUAUUUGGAAUCCUCCCUGAAAUUCUUCGAAAAUACCUCCUGGAAGAUUCCUCAAGCUCAGUAUCAUAUGAGGUGGCUAAAUUUUGCACUUUAGUAAUUAAGAAACGUAAAUCUCUUCUGUUGAAUGGCACACUGCGAAGUUCCCUUGUGUAACCUUUUUUCUUUUCUGAAGUUGUUGCUGAUUUCUUGUUGUCUGAUCUUGGGAUGUUUAGUGUCACUGGCUUUGGCCGCAAUAAACUUGAACUUGAACUUGAUGUCCAUCCUGGAAUAAAGCAAAAUGUGUCUGGUGGGUCCGUCAUGGACCAUUAAGAUGCCUUCCUCUCCAUUGGCUCUUUCUCCAGCUGGCCUGAUUGACUCUCAGCCCCCCAGCCCAGAACAAGUGGAGAAGCUGAAGGAGUUUGUGGGGGCUGCAGAGGGAGCGGCUGCGGCCACACACAGCCUGGCCAUCGUGGCCUUCCUCUACUUGUACUUGUCCGUUGCGUCCAAAUGCGGGUAAGGCUCUUGGGCACCUCCCCCCACUUGUCGCUGCUUCACCCGUGAUUUAAUGCAUUGAUAUUUCUCUCCCAGAGAGCCUUGUAGUGGGAAUUAUAGCGUGUGCCUUGACUGAAGGGCCUAAAAGAGAAGAGAUGCAAAGCAAGAGUGCCUGAAAUGAUAUGGUUAGGAGAAACUGCUCGCGCAGACUGUGUUAAGAAUGUGUCAAGGAAAAGCUCACAUUGAGCAAGUCCUGUAAAUAGUAGGCAUCCUGAUCUUGCAGAAUCAGGCUUCCAGCUCUGUUAAAGCAGGCAUGCUUUUCAUCAGAGAAUGGGACCUAAUUUGUACGCAUGUGGGUGGGUUCCCCAGUGGGGGCCGUUCUGCCCAAGUAAAGUUCCCUUAAACAUCACAAUGCUGUGUCUGUUGAAGAACUCCACCACAACCCUUUAGUGGUGUGGCUCUCUCAAUUCUGAAUCCUGGCUCUCUGCAGUGAAGUGUAUGCUGUAAACUGACCUGUGAUUUUCAGGUGAAGGGUAGUACUGUAUACACAUUCAAUAAUAAUAAUAAAAUAGUUGGAAGCUGUAGCUCAUUUGGGGGUGAGGUGGGGAGCCGCUAACCCACAGACCAAAUUGGGACCCAGCACAGGUCCCAGUUUGGCCUAGAAGGCUAUUUUCCCCAAACCACACUCCCUGGCCCCCCCACCUAGCAUCAUAGUUGACAUAAGGUGUGAGUUGUAGAUAGAGACAGGGCUGGAUCUAUUGCAAACCCUGCCAAAAGCCAUCGGGAAGUCACCGCGCCCAGAUUGUUGGCAGUGACCAGCUGUCCUGGAGCAGCCAGUACCUUCAGAAAGCAGCUUUGAAGUACCUAUGCUCAGCACUUGGUAUAGGGUUGGCAAACUUGUUAUGAUGCCUGAUGAUGGACAGGUGGUAAAGCAGCUGGUUUAUCAUCUGACAUCAUAAGGCCCAGUAAUGGCCUGGUUGGUUAUCCUUGCAAGGAGAACCCCUUGCUUCAGGAGCUGCUGAAGGGUCAUGGCUCAGUGGGAUAGCAUCUGCGCUGCAUUCAGAAGGCCCCAGGUUCCAUCCCCUGCAGCAUCCUGGAUACAGCUGUUGCUGCCAGUCCUUGUAGACAAUACUAGGCUAGAUGGACCCAAGGGUCUGGCUCAGUACCAGCAAGCCUCCUCCGUUCCCGGCUUCCUAUGACGCCAGAGCCAGAGCAAACAGAUUUGUUCUAUUGUCUGUGUGACAGGAUAAUGCAACUCAUUCCAGUUCUUCCUUGUUGGUCCUGCUCAGUAAAUGAUGGAAUGACAGGUGGUUUACUUUUUAUUUUUGUAAUGUUGUGUCUUUCAGGGUUCUUCCAAGCAUGGACAUCCUGGUGUGGUCUGAGCUGCCCACAGGUGCUGGGUUAGGUUCCAGCGCUGCUUAUUCCGUCUGCCUCGCAGGGGCUUUGCUUUCUGGGUGUGGGAUCAUCAGCUACCCUCUGGGCGAGGGCCAGUCUGUAGCCAGGUAGGAGCCCCAGAGAGCUGGGCAUCGUAGAAUCACAGAGCUGUAGAGGCGGAAGGGUCAUCUGGUUCAACUACCUGCAGUGCCAGCAUCUCGGCUGAGAGAUGGCCGUCCAACCAAUUGGGGGGGGGGCGUGAAAUGCUGAUGGAUUCACUUCUACCUCAUUCAGCUAUUUUAUCUGUUCAAUUAUCUGUCGCAAACAGAAACAAAUAGAUAUCAAUAGAUAUUUUUCUUUGCCUAAGUAUAAGAACCUGGAAGAACUGCUUCCAAAUACAACCAGCCAACAUUAUUAUUUAUUAAAUAUAUACCACACCUUUCCUCCAAGGAGCUCAAGGUCCUCUCUCUCCCCCCACAGCAACCCUGCGAGGUAGGUCAGGCUGAGAGGCAGUGACCGGCCCCCAAGGUCAGCCCGCGAGCUUCGUGGCUGAGUGGGGAUUUGAACCCCAUCUUCCCAGGUCCCAGGCCACCACUAAACAACCACAAUAGGCAAUACUGGUCUGCAUGGACAGACUCUGGCAUGGUGUGAGGCUGUUUUCUGCCUUCCAGGUGGGCUGAGGAUGAGCUGGACUUAAUCAACAGGUGGGCCUUCCGAGGAGAGCAGGUGAUCCAUGGGAACCCCUCUGGAGUGGAUAACGCCGUGGGGACCUGGGGUAAGUGCUUUCUCUCUCUGAUUUAACAUGAGAAGAGGCUUCUGGAUCAGGCCUAAGGCGGGGCAUGUAGUCCAGCAACCUGUUCUCACAGCGGCCAGCCAGAGGCCCCAAGUGGGACCUGCCUGCAGGACCUGAGCCCAAGAGCCCUCGCUGUGGUUUCUGGCAACUGGUAUUCAGAAGCUUUGGUGCCUGCAGCUGAGGAGGCAGAUGGCAGAGCCACCAUGCCUAGGAGCCGUCUCUAGCCUGCUCCAUGAAUUUGUCCGGUCCUCUUUUAAAGCGUCCAAGUUUGUGACCAUCACUGCCUCCUGUGGGAGCGAGUUCCGUAGUUGAGCUACGCGCUGUGUAAAUCAUAGAAUCACAGAGUUGGAAGGUACCCUGAGGGUCAUCCAGCCCAACCCCCUGCAAUGCAGGAAUCUCAAAUAAAGCAUCCAUGACAUCUAAUAUUUCCCCCCAGCUCAGGUCACAAGUGACAGCAUGGAAUGGCUUGCUGGAUUUUAAUUCCACUGGUAUCACCACAGUCUCCAUCUGCUACGCUUCUAGAAGCCAUUCCGGGGGGGGGGGGGAGGCGUCCUGCAUCACACGCUGGGGUCUCCCUCACAUCCUAGAUGAAGCUGCCCCUUUGGAACUAUCAGUAGUUAUCUUUCUUCAGAUAUUCAGAAUUCCUUUCCUUCUCUCCCUUGCUUUAUGACAAAGGAGUGACUCAACAUUGCUCUGUAUUGUUCAUUGUAAAUUGAGUUCUUUGUGCCAGAUCAUGGAAAACAAGACAUCUUCUGAAACAGUGUUCCAGUGUUAAGGCUCUUCUUCUCCCCCUCUGUGGAAACUUUUAGGUGGAGCUUUGAGAUACCAGUCAGGAAAAAUCUUGCCGUUAAAAAGGUAAAAGUUCACUCUGAGCGUUAAUGUUUAUGCUGCAUAAAAACUACUUUUAGUGUGAUGAAUGUGGUUAAUAAGCUGCUCUGUGGGAAGGCUGGUGGGUUUCAGACUAUAUUUGCCGGGGGUGAGGAGGUCUUCACACAGAUGCUGGACAAGCCGCCUCUUGGGGGGUUGCUCUACCCCUGGGCUGUCUGCAUGGGGUGGGGUGGGAGACGGGAUGAACUUACAGGGACACUCCACCCCCCACCCCCACCAGCCCUUUGAAAUAAAUAGUUAAAAGCUCUUCGUGAUGGCCACUGCAUGAGAUGGCUGCAAAAGAGAAAUUCAUGAAGGAGGAGGCAAAGGCUCUCGGGGGCUCCUGGCCACUCUCCACCUUCGAAGGUGUUACACCUCUGAUUCCCGGCUGGGCAGGGCAGGUGAGCAGAGUCCUGUGGCCUUCAGGUGCCGCUUGCAGGUUCCCCACAGGCUUCUGGCUGCCCAUUAUGAGAACAGGAGAGGGGACCAGGGGGCACCCACUGGCCAGCCCCAGCAGCAGGGCUCUUCUGGGGCUUUGAUGUUUGAUGGUUCUGCUUUCAUCCCCUUUUUGUGGGGAAGGGCAUUGAAUAAGGUGAUGCAGCUCCAGUGAUGUUAAAUUCCCAUUUAAAAUAGGAGAAUAUUCAUUUCAAUGCAUUGCAUAUAUAAUUAGUUAAUAUACAUGUUUAUUUAUGGGUAAACUUGUUCAGAUGGCAACCAAAAACUACAGAAAACUUUCUUAUUGGUCAGCAGUGUUGACAUAUAGGGAAACUUGUUGUUUGGCAAAGGAACCACAGUGAAAAUAUAUAAGCACAAGCCUACUUGUCACUUGCAAGUAUCAAAUUAAAAGUAAAACAUGUUUUAUAGUUAAAGUUGAAGCAUUCUAAGGUGGUGGCACCAGUAAUUGUCAUGUUAAGGUUUGGUAUAUAGAAACUCGGUAGUUAAAUCAUAUUUUAUUCUUCCAUUAGAACAUGUACAUGUUAUAGGACAAGUCAAAAAAAUACAAUUGGCAUGUUAAGGUUUGAUUCAAGUAAAUUCAGUAAUAGACUAUCUUGUGCUUCUAAUAGCUCUAACACUUAAUAACUGUUUUGGUGACUAAAACACAGCUUGAUGAACAAAACUAUAUGCAUACAUAUAAAAAAGAAGCCAUUAACAUUAAAUAUAUUAUCAUUAUAUGAUAAUAUAUUUCAGUAUAUCAAUCUCUGGUAAAUGGCACCUUGUACCUUUGAAUAGCACUGCAAAAACCAGUUACUGGCACUAAAUAAAACUAUAGAAAUGUCAACUGUUUAAAUCAAGGCCACCUCACAUGCUGUUACACAUAAUUGUAUAGGCCUAGGUACUUUCAGUGUAUAAAGCAUUAAAGCUACUUUCUGUAAAAAAAAAAAAUCACACUGGCCAAGGGUAUAGAAUUGCUAAGAAUAAGGGCACACCAAAAUAGAAAAAAGGCUAUUAUAUAGUUGAAAUACAUAUGAAUUCAAAUGUUCAUCAAAUUAAAUGAUGAAACUUUAAAAAAAUAAAAAGUUUUCUGUUGCUCACAUUUCAGAACUCCCAAUGGUGAAUGACGCAAUGCCCAGUAAUGUAAUGAUAAAAAAAAUCAUUAUUCAUUACUUACACUGACAAUUUCACAGCUUGACUGAUUAUUUACUAGAUUUUUUAAAUGUGGGUUGUAAAACUGGUUCUUACAUUAGAAUUUACAGUUUGUGGAGAAUAUUCUCCGGAGAAUAUUCUCACCUCACAUCACUAUGCAGCUCUGAGUUCGUUUCCCUCUCUGGCACCUAAAAACCUCCACACACAAAGGAUCAAUAUUAAUUCCUCAGCCUUGCGAGAUGCUUAUAGAUGCUCUGACUUUUUGCAAACAAGUGGCAUUUAAGGAAUAACUUGCUUGCUUAAAAUUACAAAGCGUUUGAGGACAGAAUGCAAGGGGUUUCUUUUCAGCCGUUGGCCACCCUGAUCCCUUCUGCCAAUGAACCAUAAUCAGACUCCAUUAAAAUCUUUCGUGGGGCGUGAAAUUGCUCUAUUAGCCGCUAACAUCAGGCGCUGGUUCAUUAUCGCAGAUGGUAUUAGAAAGCAAAGUUAUUUUGGUUCACAAGACGCAGGCCUUUUGUCAGGCAGCUAAAUGGCCUCUGGCGGCACGCUGAGGUAAUUCUAACCACAACGUGGCUCCUAAUGACGUUUAAGCUUUUGGGUCGAGGUCUUGUGUCUUGUGUGAAGUCCUUAAUGGCUGCGCAAUGGUCAUACGAACAAAAGUGACUGGCGUUGGGGGGGGGCUGGUCCUGGCUCUGAGCCUGCAGAAGGCCCCACGUCCGUUGGUGGGGCUGCAUGGGACCCCUCCUUCCUUGAGAGGCACUGCCUGUCAGGAUACACACCACCAGACUCUACAGAAGAGGAUGCUCCAUUAGCUCAACUAGUGUGUAUUUCUACAAACUUUUAAGGCUGAGUUGUAACGGGGGAAGCUGCCUUAUUCCGAGUCAGACCUUUGGUUGACCUAGCUCAGUGAUGUCUGCACUGAUUGGCAGCGGCUCUCUGGGGUUUCAGGCAGAGAGUCUCUCCCAGCCCUGUUUGGGGAUGAAGUCAGGGAUUGGGCCUGAGACCUUCUUGCCAGGCCGAUGCCCUCCCUACCCCUGAGCUCAGGCCUUUUCCCUCUUUCUACCCUGGGAUCUUGGAGGGAGAGCCUAUGAAUACCCUAGAGAAAAUGGGGAACCCAAUAAUAAUAAUAAUAAUAAUAAUAAUAAUACUUAAUAUAAUGGUGUUAUUUCUACCCUGCCCACCUGGCUGGGUGGCCCCAGCCACUCUAUAAGAACAGAAGGGUCUGCUGGAUCCGGCCAAUGGCCCACCCAGUCCAGCAUCCUGUUCUUACUGUGGCCAACCAGAUGCCCAACAUGGGAAACCCACAAGUGGGAUCCGAGCACAAGAGCAGCUCUCCCCUCCGGAGGUUCCCAGCAACUGGGAUUCAGAAACAUGGCUGCCUCUGAAGGGGGGGAGGACAGAGCACAGCCCCCGGGGCUGGGAACCACCCAUAGUUCCUGCUCCCUCACAACAUUUGGCGUCUCCUUCACUUGCAAAGAAUUAAAGUGAAGUGGAAAAACAUGGAGUGAAUUGGCUUGCUUGCCCACGUUGGAGAAGAGACAACAUUUUUUGACUCUGUUCUCCUUUUUUCCUUAGAGUCCCCACUCUACGGAUUUUAUUGACCAACACCAAGGUCCCUCGGAGCACCAAGGUCCUGGUUGCAGGGGUUAAAGACAAGGUGCUGAAGGUAUUGCUUCUGAUACAAAACCAGUAUGGCCUAGUAGUUAGAGUGUUGGAUUACUAGGCCUGGGAGACCAGGGUUCAAGUCCCACUUGGCCAUGACCUUGGGCCAGACACUGCCUCUCAGCCUAACCUACCUUGCAGGCUUGUUGUGGAGGGCUAGAAAUGAGGGGAAGAUCUAUCUAUUGGGUGCUCCUCGAUGGAAGAAAGCUGGGAUAUGAAUACAAUAAAUAAAAUAACUGCCCUUCCAUUAAUUGGGACUCUGAGUCCCCCCAUGAUAUUUUGGUUGGAAAACUGGUUAAAUGCCGGCUGCAUGAGAAAACUGAACUCCAAAGUGUGGUUGUCAGUUAAACUGGAGGGAGGUUUGGAGUGGUAUGCCAUUCUUAGGUGGAGGAAAUCCCUUUUUUCCUCCUGCAGUUUCCUGCCAUAAUGGAGCCGGUGCUGGCUUCGAUUGACGCCAUUUCCCAGGAGUGCGAAGAUGUCCUCAAAGCAAUGGCCGAUCAUCCAUCUCAGGAGCACUACCUUGUGCUGGAGGUGAGGAACCCUUUAUUUACUCCUCUUUGAAACCAGCCAGGAGAGGCAGGACAUCACUGGGAAGAGGCAAAAGCAGAUGGGGCAGUUCCAGCUUGCUAAAUCCAGUGUGUGUGACUACAGAGUGAGGCUGCAGGUGCAGAGCGGUCACAGCGAAGCAACCCGAGCCAGCUGUGUCUUCCCCGUGUCCUCAAUGUCCCUUCAGGUAGCCUGCCACCCUCCCUUGGGUGCAGUGGGCAAGGGUGGUGCCCCAGCCCUGGAGUCAGAUUCAGCCACUUGUCUGGUCAGCUUCUGAGCAUGGGAUGUUGGCAAGGGUGUCACCAUCUUGGCUUCCACCUCUGGCUGUGCCAUGUUUGGGGCUGGCCCCAUGGCUGGGAUCUUGCUGUUGGCCAAAUCCUGUCCCCUCCCACUUCCCAUGUUAAUGUAAGGCCAGAAGAAGAUCCUACUGGAUCAGCCCAGGGGGCCAUGUAGCCCAGCCUACUGUUCUUACAGUCGCCAGCCAGAUGCUCUGAAGGGAAACCCACAAGCAGAACUCUCCCUUUCUGUGGCCUCAAGAAACGGAUCUGCAGAAGCACUGCUGCCUCUGACUACGGAGGCAGAGCAUAGACCUCAUGUGAAUUUGUCCAUUCCUCUUUUAAAGCUAUUCAUGUUGGUGGCCAUCCCUGCCUCCUGUGGCAGCAAGUUCCACAGGUUAACAAUGCGCUGGUCUCUUUCUCCUUCUGAACAGGAACUCAUUGACAUUAACCAGCACCACCUGGAUGUGAUUGGAGUUGGCCAUUCCUCCCUGGACAGAGUCUGCCAAGUCACCGCCUCUCACGGGCUGCAUAGCAAGCUGACGGGCGCAGGGGGAGGCGGCUGCGCCAUCACUUUGCUACGGCCAGGUCAGGAGAUGCUGCACAUCCUGGGGACACUCUUAUUUAUUUGCUUACAAACUUUCAUCUGGGGAGUGCAUAAGCCCGAGUGUGAGCCAGGGAGGCUUGCCCUUGGUUGUGGAGUCACGAGGCUGCCCUUAGGGAUGACCCUCUUGCUGUUUUCUCAUCUGUUACAUGGGGAUAAGCACAGUGGCCUACUUUACAGGGGUGGUGUCCUUGAUGCAGCUUCAUUGAUGUGCACAGUGCUUCCAGAGUGAGAUAAGCGAAGAAAGCAAGUCUUUAAUAAGGACUCCUGUGCUGAGUGGUGGAAGUUCUGCUUUGCUGGUCCAAAGUCCACUACCAGCUAUCUCUCGCCCUGACCUUUUACUGGUUGAGGCUCUGGAGAGCUGCUGCCAGUCAGAGUCGACAACACUGGCCUGAGUUCCUCCCAGCUCUACAGUCCUCUGAUUUUGUGUCUCUAGCCCAGCCAUAACGCCUGAUUCUGUGCAUUUUCUUGGCAGACACUCCUCCUACAAUAGUGGCAGCCGCCACCCAAGACCUGGACGCCUGUGGGUUCGAGUGCUGGGAGACGGACAUUGGGGCCCCGGGUGUGUGUGUUCACUCACCCCCCUCCCUGAAAGCAGAAGUGCAGGCGGUUCUUAGCGGGGUUUAA
Messenger RNA from Podarcis lilfordi (Lilford's wall lizard), 25163 nucleotides. NCBI's taxonomy places the organism in Eukaryota, Metazoa, Chordata, Lepidosauria, Squamata, Lacertidae. The record is from the annotation of a GenBank genome assembly.